AUGACGGGAAGCAAGGAAUGGUUUUCUGAUUUUGAGGAAGGAUUAUGCAAAACUGUGAAACUUGGAAAUAAUACUACAAUGAAAGUAGUUGGAAAAGGAAGUAUCCGAGUAAAAAUACAUGGUUUUACUCAGGUAAUAUCAGAUGUUUAUCUUGUCCCUGAGUUGAAGAAUAAUUUACUCAGUUUAGGCCAACUUCAAGAGAAGGGUCUAUCCAUCUUAAUCCAGCAAGGCAGCUUGGUAUCAAGAGCCUUUGUCGAGAAGAACCUAAGGGGUAUUGUGUCUGGGCACAGUGUAACUGGCCAAGCGUGGUUGGAACGUCCAAAGAAAGGAGUUCUUACAGUAGAAAGAAGGGUUGAUGGCUGA
Vigna angularis (adzuki bean) is the source of this 363-nucleotide messenger RNA. RefSeq lists its product as uncharacterized. Bases 1 to 363 code for a protein of 120 amino acids. The record is from RefSeq and is a predicted model, not a curated record. NCBI's taxonomy places the organism in Eukaryota, Viridiplantae, Streptophyta, Magnoliopsida, Fabales, Fabaceae. The transcript has 2 exons.